AUGCCAAAUGAAGGCGAGUCUCAGUAUGACUUUCCAAAAUCAGAUACCGGCUCUUUUGACUCAGAGCUCGAUGGUAUUGAUGGGGAAGAUCCUGUUGUUGUGUGCGGAUUCUCUAUCAAAUUACCACAAGAUGCAACCAAUGCAGACAGCUUCUGGAAAGUCAUGAUGGACAGGCGCUGUGCGAUGACAGAGUUUCCUCAUGAUCGAAUGAAUGUCAACGGCUUCUUCCAGCAAGAACCAGGCCAGAGUACGAUACCUGUUCGUGGGGGCCACUUCUUGAAAGAAGAUGUUAAAGCAUUCGACGCUGGCUUCUUUUCGAUUUCUGCUGCGGAGGCUGCUUCAAUGGAUCCAAUGCAGAGAAUGCUGCUUGAAGUAUCAUAUGCAGCACUUGAAAACGCUGGUAUUACAAUGCAUGACAUAUCCGGCUCGCGCACCGGUGUCUAUACAGGCAGUUUUGGCAUCCAAGAUCACACGCUGCAAUUGGCUCGAGAUCCGGAAUGUUCUCCAAUCCAUGCAGCUGUCGGCUCUGGGUUGAGCAUGCUGGCGAAUCGCAUCAGCUGGUUCUACAAUCUACACGGUCCCAGCAUUGGUGUUGAUUCCGCGUGUUCUAGUGCGACAAUGGCCAUCGAUAUAGCAUCCCAGGCACUAAUCACUGGAUCCUGCGACAUGGCCAUGGUGACGGGCUGCAAUAUGGCCAUGUCGCCUGAGUUCUACACUUGGCUAAGCAAUAUGGAUUUUCUGUCGCCUGACGGUCGGUGUCAUUCCUUCGAUCACCGUGCGAAUGGGUACGCCCGAGGUGAGGGAAUAGGCGUGGUCAUUCUAAGCAGGCUUUCACGUGCACUCGCAAAUCAAUACACAAUCCGUGCCAUCAUCCGAUCAACAGGGUCCAACGAGGACGGCCGAACCCCGAGCAUUACGUACCCCAGUCGAACUGCCCAAGAACGUCUUAUCACAGAGACCUACAGCAAAGCCAGACUUUCCAUGAAAUACACAAGAUUUUUCGAGGCACAUGGCACGGGUACUGCUGUUGGCGACCCUCUUGAAGCAGAGGCUAUUGGCUCUGUGUUUCGAAAAUAUCGCAGCGUUGAAGAACCACUCUACGUCGGUGCCGUCAAGUCAAACAUCGGUCAUCUUGAAGGUGCGGCUGGUCUGGCUGCCCUUGUGAAAACGAUUAUGGUCCUUGAAAGAGGCAUCAUACCACCCAACACCAACUUCGAAAAGCUCAAUCCAAAAAUUGACGCGGAUUUCCUCAGACUCAAGUUCCCAUUGGAGUGUCACAGUUGGCCUUCCACAGGCGUAAGGAGAGCUUCGAUUAACUCGUUCGGUUACGGAGGCGCCAACUCACACAUUGUCGUUGACGAUGCUGGUAGCUACCUUCGACUCCGAGGACUUGAAGGAAGACACUGCACGCAUUUGUGCCCGGAUCAAACAAGUAGCCCGAUGUCCCAAAAGACUCACAAUUCGGUCGUGGUAGAUAAACACUCAACAAAACUUGUUGUGCUUUCUGCAAGCGACGAGAAUGGCAUCGCAAGAAUCAGUCAAGGGUAUCAGGAAUGGAGAUCCUCAAGUCAGAAAGACCCUCAAUUUCUUGAUAAUCUAGUAUUUACACUUGAUAGUCAUCGCACUCACUUACAGUGGAGAUCAUUUGCUCUACUUCGAUCGUCGUCGGAGUUACAAGAGCUUUCUACACACUUGUCAGAACCGAACCGAGUUCGGACAUCACCCCCGCGACUUGGAUUCAUUUUCAGUGGACAGGGCGCUCAGUGGGCUACCAUGGGGAAAGACCUGAUGAAUUAUCCCUCUUUCUUGGCAGAUCUUGAGCAGGCAAGCAGCUUUCUGAAAAGCGUAGGAUGUCAUUGGGAAGUUGUCGAGGAGCUUCUCAAACCUGCGACUGCAUCAAAUAUUGAUAAUGUAGAAUUCAGUCAGACGCUCUGCACAGUUCUGCAAAUUGCUCUUGUGAAUCUACUACGAAAGUUCCAUGUUCUACCUUCAGCAUCAGUGGGGCAUUCUUCUGGAGAAAUAGCAGCCGCGUAUUGCGCUGGGUAUAUAACCCAGGAAUCGGCGUGGAAACUGGCCUAUUUCAGAGGGCUUUGCUCUGCCAAGAUGCAAAGCCAGUCUGUAACAAAAGGCGCCAUGAUGGCAGUCGCAUUACCAGAGCAAGAAGCUGGCGAUUUGAUCAGCUUGUUCAACGAGAGAAGCCACUCAUUUGGUUUAUCAAUCGCCUGUAUCAACAGCCCACACAAUGUCACAAUAUCGGGUGAAGAAGUGCUGAUUGAUGAGCUUAAAGCUCUUAUGGACGAGCGUCAAGUAUUUUCGCGCAAGCUUCGAGUGUCGGUUGCAUACCAUUCGCCUCAAGUCAACAUUGUCGCAGCUGAGUACGAGUCUAUGAUUGGAUCAAUACAAGAAGGGGCAAGAUCUGAUCAUAUACCAAUGAUCUCGAGCGUCACAGGAGAAUCAAUAGAUCCUCAGAGUGCUAGCAACGCAAAGUACUGGGUCAAAAACAUGGUUUCCCCUGUACGUUUUGCGCACGCUGUGACCUUCCUCUGUCAAGAACCAACAUCGUGUCUCGUGGAGAAGGGAGAUGGAAGUCACACGCACAAAACCGUGGUGGAUCAUCUUAUUGAGAUAGGCCCCCACUCUGUGCUGCAAGGGCCUCUACAGGAGAUUCUCAAGACCGUACCACGUGGCAAGGGUGUCGGUUACAGCUCAGUGAUGCGGAGAGGUAGCUCGGCUGAAAAUUCGAUGCUCAAAUGCAUGGGAGAGCUACACUGCAUGGGUCUUGGCGUGAACUUGAGGGCUGUCAAUGCCUUUCAGUUUGACUGCCCCAAGAAGAACCGGUAUGCAUUACUUGUCGACUUACCUGAGUAUCCUUUCGACCAUUCCAGAAAGUACUGCAGUGAAAGCCGUGUAAGCCGCGAGUAUCGCCUACGCAAAAAUGCACCGCUCAGGCUCCUUGGCGUCCGUUCUCAAGAAUGCGACCCCUCUUGCAGCCGUUGGAGGAAUUUCAUCCGUACCUCCGAAGUUCCGUGGGCAGAACACCAUGUAAUUGAGGGCAAGGUCUUAUAUCCGGCUUCUGGCAUGCUUGUGAUGGCAAUUGAGGCGUCAAGACAGCUUCUGGAGACCUCAGAAAGGUCUAUCGAUGGCUACGCCCUCAGAAAUGUUCGAUUUGAGGCUCCUAUGGAUCUAAGCGAGAACCAUGGUGUACUGGAGGUCCAGACCUCUCUCAAGCGUGUCACAGAUGAGAACAGUAUGCCAUCAUUCCAUUUCACCAUACAUUCUUACUCAGCUUCAGACUGGAUCCUGAAUUGUUCUGGCUGGAUCGAUGUUGGACUGUCCAGCCGGACAAAUGACACAUGGGCAGGCCAAAGAUCUGCACAACAGCAAAUGGAUAUUGUUGCGGAGCUUACAAUUUUGGCAGAUACUUGUCGGGCCUCUGUCGAGCCCCAAACGAUGUUUGACGCUUUAAGAGACUCCGGCUUAGAAUAUGGGCUAAAGUUCCAAGAAUUGCAGCAAGGUCCUAUCUUCUUCGACAAUGAAAACAAACAAGCUUUCUCAGAGCUCAAAGCAUUCGAGGACAGUGAUGACAAGCACGGCUACAUUGUCCAUCCUGUCACCUUGGAUGCAAUACUGCGUCUCUCUUACACAAGCUUCACGUCUGGCGGCUCGCGAAAAAUGCCAACCAGUAUUCCUACUGGCAUCGGCUUUAUGUGGCUAUCUCACCGAAAGUCGCUGGGACACCUUGAAAUGAAGGCCAUGAAAGCCUGCAGUCAAAUCACUGAUGUCACGAGAAGAGGCUUUUCAUGCAGUGGUGGGGUCCUAACCACCCAGCGCGAGUCUGCAACGGAGCUGGUGUUGCGUUUUCAUACACUGCAGAUGACAAACAUCGCCAACUCUCCACCAGCUGAUCCCGUUUUGUCCAAUGGUAAUCCGAGGCAGUGCUGUAUGGAGAUCGAAUGCAAGGUCUCCCUUGAUAAAACCGAUUGCUCCAAGCUACAGGCACUCCUUGACAACUUGCACCCAGCCCAGAACCAACUAGCCAGUCAGAAUGGCGAGCUUUCUUUACUGACAGAAUUGUCUCUGGUUCUCUUAGAGAAACAGUUUGAUCCAUCAAUACUUGAUGGAACUCAUGAGCUCUGGAAACGAAGGUACUGGCAGUGGGCAAGUCAUCACCUUGGAAUUGUUCAUCACAAACGGUCUUGGAGUGAAGCUGAGGUUUCUUCAUUGUUUGAAGAACUCCGCCAGCGUCUGCUGAGCAGAGAUCACGCCGGGCGGCUGUAUGCGACUGUUGCUUCCAAGCUCACCGGCUUCUUGCAGGGAUCUGCAAACCCACUUGAGGAGCUCUUGCACACUGGUCUGCUCAGAAAUUGCUAUGAAGAGUGGUCACGAUAUAGAUGCUCUCUCCAGGCUGCAUCAUACAUGGACCUUUUGGCCCACCAGCGCCCCGGAAUCACCAUCCUUGAAGUUGGAGGCGGCACUGCCGCAACCACGAGAAACUUCCUGGGCACACUUGGUAAUGGAAGCAGCCUUCGCUGUAAGCGAUAUGACUUCACAGACAUAUCAUCGGCUUUCUUCGCUCACGCCCGUGAAGAGUUCUCCCAGUAUCAGUCACAGAUGUCAUUCAAGACAUUGGACUUGGAGAAGGAUCUCACCAGCCAGGGGUUUGAAGAAAAUAGUUACGACGUUGUAGUAGCUGACAAUGUUCUACAUGUUCCCGAGAGCUUAGCUACAACGCUCAAGACUGUACGCAAAGCCCUCAAACCCAAUGGCAAGCUCAUCAUGCAAGAGAUCAUGAAGCCGGAUGGAUGGACAGCUGGUUUUGUAUUUGGAUUAUUUCCUGGUUGGUGGCUCGGUGUCGACGAUGGCCGCCAGUUGUCCCCCAAUAUUGGUGUCUCUGACUGGGAUACGCUUCUUCAAAGUCAUGGCUUCUCCGGUGUUGACUUUUUAUUUCGGGACACGGAUGACGAAGAAGCACACCAUAUGGGAUGGAUCAUAUCCACGGCGGUGGCUGACACUCCUGCUCCACAACCUUCGCUGGCAGCAAGGCAGCAUUCUAUGAUCGUUAUCCUAGACAAGAUGGACCCCCUCCAGUAUUUAUUGGCUGAGGGUAUUGAACGCCAACUGAUGUGUUCCUCCGAGCCCAGGCCGACUAUUCUUUCCCUCGAUGAAGCAGCAGAUGCUCUCGGAAGCAACGCAUUUGAUGGGCUGGUGAUCCUUCUGGACUGCGGAACUCGAUCGUUGUUGGCUUCAGUCGACCUUGGAACAACGUGGAGUUCCUUGAAACAACUGAUUAUGUCAUGCCAAGAUCUGCUCUGGGUAACUGGUGGCGGGGGCAAAAGCCAUAACGUCAGCCCCAGCCAUGGAAUGCUAGAUGGUUUCGCCCGGACCUUGCGCUCCGAGAACUAUCUCCUCCAUUUAGUUACUUUGGAAUUGGAUCUUGGAGAAGAAGCGUCAGAGUGCUUAUCGGAGCAUCAAGCCAAUCAUCUGUCUGCUGUGGUGUACGAGAUGCUUUCCAGAAAACAUGAUGGAAGAUACGAACAGGAAUAUGUCGAGAUCGAUGGACUGUUGCACACGCGCCGAGUAGUCGAGGCACCAUCGUUAAAAGGUCAGAUCGAAUCGCGAUUGAUGCCUUACCAAACGAUCCAAGCAAGACCAGAUGGUCAAAUUCGCUUUGAGGCAACAACCACAGGAGCUGAACACAGGUUGCAGUAUGUUCAAUCCAUCGAUGACCAGGAAGAAGAAGAAGAAAGACUGAACGCGGAUGCUGUUGAGAUCCAAGUCAAGGCUGUUCGACUACAGCAUCGAGACAAAACCAGCUUGAUGGAAGCCGAAGACAAGCCAGACCUUGGCAGCUAUUGUUCAGGAACCAUUACACAUGUCGGUCUCAACGUUUCGAAGUUCAAGACAGGGGAUCGCGUGAUAGCAUCGCAACAUGGGUCUUUUCGUUCUCACGUCCGGGCGCAAGCCCCGUUAGUUGCGAAGCUCCCGUCUGAUUGGACAUUCACUGAUGCUUGUCAGAUGAUCCCACAGAUGGUGGUCGCUUACCAUGCCCUCGUUGAGAUAGGCCAAGUCAAGGCCAGCGACUCAAUACUGAUUCAUAAUGGCGCAAAUCCAAUAGGCAGAGCAGCUCUGCAGCUUCUAGUCAGAUCGCGUGUUGACCCCAGUGGACUCUGCGUCUCUGUUGGGAAUGAAGAUGAGGCUGCAAAAAUCAUGGGAGACUCAAGCCUUCCAUUCGACAACAUUGUGCCUCAAAGCUGGUUCGGAACUGACCUAUUACUGGCACUGUCAAAAUUUGCAAACAGAUUCGACAUUAUUUUCGAUACUUGCCCGGAGAGAUCGCUGUUAUCCGUACUCAUGAGCUUUCUCAAGCCGAAUGGUCACAUCAUUCAGCUUCGCCCAGACACGAAAUCUCGGUUGCAGUCACUACAUGGAGCAAUAGCAGCUUCCAACAUUUCUCAUUCCUUCAUAGACGUCAAUCGAGAUCCGUCUGAGGAGGCUCUUGAUUACGCGACGACCAGUUCAAAGAUUCUCGACUCAAACUGGACUACAAUGCUCGCGGCACAUCGCACAGACGAAAUCUCGAAUGGCCUUCGGACACUGGACCAUCAAACCUGCUUAGUGGUCUGCCUUGAUGAUCAAGAACUCAAUUUGAGAAAACCUAGAAUUCCCACAUUCGUCGCGAGGUCUGAUGCGACCUAUCUGAUAUCUGGCGGCCUUGGCGGCCUCGGACGAGAGAUCGCCAGAUGGCUCGUUAGUUGUGGUGCUCGCUAUUUGAUAUUGCUCUCUAGAUCUGGUCCGGAAACAGAAGAAGCCAAAGAGCUCAUGAAUGAACUGACUGCGAAUAAUGUUCUGGUAGAGGCCAAAGGCUGCAACGUGGCCGAUGCGGUGGCGCUUGCAUCGGUUCUAGCUCAAUGCACAUUGAGAGGGUUCCCUCCUAUCAGAGGUUGUAUACAGGCUGCCAUGGUCAUGAAAGAGAGAGUGUUCACCGAUCUUUCCUUCGAAGAUUGGAAGAAUGCUACAAGUCCCAAAGUCCACGGGUCGUGGAAUUUGCAUGCUCAACUUCCUCAAGAACUCGACUUUUUCGUUCUCAUCUCAUCGAGCAUGGGCGUUCUUGGAACAGGAUCCUUGGCCGGUUACAAUGCUGGUAACACAUAUCAGGAUGCAUUGGCUCGCCUCCGCGUAGCUCAGGGGGAACAUGCGGUCUCCGUCAAUCUAGGAGCAAUUUACGAUGGUGGCUAUCUAAAAGAGCGCACCCAUCAAUUGCUAGGGCCUAAGAAACUUGAAAGAUACGUGUUGAUGAGCACACAGGAGCUCUUGGCGCUCAUGGACUGGUGCUGUACCAGCGAUAUAACGACAAUCGCAGACGACCAUCCAACGGCUAAAUCCUCCAAAUCUCAGGCUAUAGUUGGUAUCAGCCCUCCGGCACAUUGGAGACACAUUGAAGAAAUCCCUGCUGUCAUGGAGAUGCCCUUCUGGGGACAUCUGCAUCAUAUGCCUGCCCCUGUUGCCAGUGGUACAGAAAAAGCAGCAGUGCAUUCUAAGCUCAAGCACGCCAGUGUCGGUCUAGAACAACGUCUGACAUCAGUCGAAUCUCUGGCUGGUUGCACCGAUGUGACCACUGAAAUGCUUCUACAACGCGUUUCCACAAUUCUAGGUACCUCGAUUGAGCGACUAGAUGUACAGAGUGCUAUCCACUCGUACGGCAUCGACUCGCUGUCAGCUAUUGAGUUACGGAAUUGGGUUCUCAAGACAUUCCGGGUAGAUUUACCCGUUUUCAAGAUCAUGGGGGGAGCGACAUUUGAGGCAGUUGGAUUCGAGAUAGCUCAGGUCCUCCAUGAAAGGAACAAACCGGAAACGUCGAAAUAG
Pestalotiopsis fici W106-1 is the source of this 7863-nucleotide messenger RNA. RefSeq lists its product as uncharacterized. Gene Ontology annotation, molecular function: oxidoreductase activity; fatty acid synthase activity; 3-oxoacyl-[acyl-carrier-protein] synthase activity. The coding region runs from base 1 to 7863 and encodes 2620 amino acids. Gene Ontology annotation, biological process: secondary metabolite biosynthetic process; fatty acid biosynthetic process. NCBI's taxonomy places the organism in Eukaryota, Fungi, Ascomycota, Sordariomycetes, Amphisphaeriales, Sporocadaceae. The transcript has 10 exons. The record is from RefSeq and is a predicted model, not a curated record.